AUGAUGUAUUCACUCAUCUUCACAAAAAUCCAAGACCGCGAGAGCGUUGGUCGGUUUAUUGACAAGUCACUGCAACUACACAAGGCACCGAAAAUACAAACCCUGAAGGUGGAACUGGGUCCACGAUGUCUUGUUGACGUAGAUGUCAGUAAGUGGGUUGAGAAGGCAGUGAACGAGGGUGUGAAAGGCUUAAAUUUCAAGCUCCUCUGGAGAGGAGAGCCCACAAGCUUCCCAAAGAGCCUUUACACAUGCGACACGCUAGUCCGUUUAGGUCUAUCAGACAAGAUUCUCGUGGAUGUUUCUUUCCAGGCUAGCCUACCAUCUCUCUUAUAUCUGCAUCUUUUCAACGUGGUCUACAAAGACGAAGACUCUCUUGCUAGGCUUUUAUCAAGUUGCCCUCUUCUCUUUGAACUGUCGGUUCAACGACGUAGACGUUGUGGGCAAGAUAGGGAAGACAACUUGACAAACUUUACCGUGAAAGUGCCUUCUUUGAAAAGAUUAUGUUAUUUGACUCUCUGGCUAGAGAAAGAGCAAGAGCUAGUGGGACGAGAGCAACAGCAGGAGCAGCAAGAGCAAGGGCAAGAGCAAGAGCAAGAGCAAGUUCAAGAGGAAGAGGAAGAGGAAGAGGAAGAGGAAGAGGAAGAGGAAGAUGAAGAUGACACUGGGUCGUUGGUAAUAGAUGCACCUGGGUUAACAUAUUUACACUUACUUGACUAUUGGGAAGACUAUUGUAGUGUGGUGGAGAAUAUGCCUUGCCUUGAUUACGGAUGCAUCUAUGCUCCUAACCCUGAUGAGAAGAUAAUGAGACGUGUUUCUUCUCUCAGAAGUCUGAAAUGGUCUAGUUCCGAAGCAACGGCUGCAUGUUGUAACGGAGUUGAGUUCCCUUGGCUCACAGAUUUAAUCUUUAAUGCAGAAGUUACAUCAUAUUGGUUGGAACCAAUUGUUGUUUUGCUUCAAAACUCUCCUAAACUGAAAACUCUUACGAUGGUCACCGGGGGAUGUCCCACAUCUUCGUGGAACGAGCCGAGUACUAUUCCGGGGUGCUUAUCGUCUCAUCUAGAGAAUGUUAAGUGGGAAGACUAUGAAGGAAAAGAAGAUGAGAAACAACUAAUGACAUACAUUCUCGCCAACUCAAACUGUUUAAAGACCGUCGAAAUCUCCUUCAUAGCCACUUGUAAUCUUACAAAGUGCCAAAAAGAGUUAGAAUCUAUGCCUAGGGUUUCAACAUCAUGUCAGCUUCUUUUGGAAUACGUUCCCGGAGAUCAAUUACCCGAAACCACCCUUCCUUUGGUGAAUCCUUACGAAUACUUUUUACGGAAGCCAAGCACCUUUUCGCUCAAAGGUGUCUGA
This is a messenger RNA of Microthlaspi erraticum, 1350 nucleotides long. Lineage: Eukaryota; Viridiplantae; Streptophyta; Magnoliopsida; Brassicales; Brassicaceae. The record is from the annotation of a GenBank genome assembly.